AUGUCACCGACUAAGAGUAGCCCAAGGAGACAAUUUCAAACUACUGCUAGCAACACAAAUGAUAACGUCACUCUUUCCUCUCCUUUGAAAAAAACACAAACACUAGCUUCCACAUUAUCCAAAAAGGAUUAUUUUUCCACGAAAUAUGUUGCCUCUUCCUCUUUGGUUGAACCAUCCCUCUACAAACAAAUAGAAAACCCUGAUGUCAACACACAAGCUGCACAAAACACCAAUUUCCUAUCUCAAAACACAAACUCCACGUAUGACUCUAGCAUACCUUCAGAUUAUGAAUGGGAAGAUCCUAGGCCGGAGAGUCCUCUGAAGUAUAAUGAGUUGAUUAGUGAGGACAGUGAUGAUGAUCACGAUCCACUUUAUAAGCCUGACAGUGGGGUGUUGUUUCAUGACAGUGAAGAUGAUGAUCUAAAUUACGAAGGGGAAGAGGGGUUAAAUCUGGAGUUUGAAGAAGGAGAAGAAGAAGAAGAGAAUGUGAUUGAAGGAACAGAUUUUAUUGAAAAUGAAUCUGAUGAGAGUGAUGAUGAGCUAAGAGUAGCUAGGGAAAGGGUUAAAUUUUGCAAUGUUCGGUUGCUUGAAAUAGCCAAUCAGGUGGAAAGGGAGGCCAAAGAGGGUAAGCUCGGGGCACAAUCUUCACAACCUACAGAAACAACACCUUCACAAUCUGGUUAUUUAAGUGAAUACGAAGACAGUGAAGAUGAUAUUCAUACUCCUCCUGAUAGUGGAGAUGAGUUUCAGGAGAGAAGAAAGGGAAAUAGGGGUUCACUUGUGAGUUCAAACACCGAUUUCUCAGUGUUUAAGUGGAAGGUUGGUCAGAGAUUUCCAAAUAGGGGUGAAUUUAAGGCGGCAGUGGCUAAGUACGGCAUUGUUCAAGGGAGAAAUGUGUACUUUGUUCUGAGCAACAAGAACAGGAGGGAAGAGUUAGGGGUUAAGUGUAUAAAGGGGUGUCCUUUUUACCUAUAUGGUUCUUGGCACUCUAAGUUAGGUACUUUUUUAGUUAAGAGGGUCAAGGAAAACCACACUUGUCAUAGAAACAUGAAAAGAAAUAGACAACUUAAAUCAUCUUGGGUUGCACGGGAAAUGUUAGAAGUGUUCAAAGCAAGGCCUCAUUGGCCUGCUAAGGAGAUCAUGGAGGCAGUUAGGAUAGCCUAUAAGGCCUUGAUUAAGAGACAUUUUGCCUAUCGAGUGAAGUAUCGUGCUCACCAGUUACUUCACGGUUCAAUGAAAGAACAUUAUUUGAAGGUGGGGAGGUACAUGGAAGCUAUAAAGGCAUCAAGCCCUGGUAAUGUGAUGGAGCUAAGGGUAGAUAAGACCAAAAAGGUCGAUCCUCCAACUUUUCAGAGGUUUUUUGUUUGUUUUGAUGGACUAAAACAAGGGUGGAAGGAAGGUUGUAGGAAGGUCAUUUGUGUAGAUGCUGCCUUUCUUAAAACGUUCUUGGGUGGUCAGAUAUUGAGUGCAGUUGGGAGGGACGGCAAUGAUCAGAUGUAUCCCAUUGCAUGGGCUGCAGUUGAAGGUGAGAACAACUUAUCAUGGGAGUGGUUCUUCACUCAUCUUCAAUCAUGUCUUGACCUGGGAGAUGGGACUGACAUUGCGAUGAUAUCGGAUGAGCAUCAGGCUAUAUUGCAUGCUGUUUCUACUAUACUGCCAAAAGCCGAACACAGACAUUGUGCGAGGCACAUUUUUGCAUUAUGGCACAAAACUUAUAAGGGGGAUGAGUUUAAGCUAGUUUUUUGGAAGGUGGCUAAGGCUUAUAACAUGGCUGAUUACAACGAGGCAUUGGAUGAGUUGACUACAUUAAGUGAGGAUGCUGCUACUGCUUUCAAAUCAUAUAACCCAAAAGUUUUUUGUAGAGCAUACUUGAAUAGUUCCAUUAAAACUGAUGCUAUAACAAAUAACAUGGCCGAGACCUUUAAUGGGUAUAUCAUUAAUGCAAGGACAAAACACCUCAUUUAUAUGUUAGAGGACAUUAGGGUUGCUUUAAUGCAAAGAUUAGUUUGUAAAAAGAAAGGAAUUCAGAAAACCCCUUCUCUUCUUUGCCCUAGAAUCCAAGCCAAAUUAGAGAAAGAGAAGACAAAAGCAGCAAACUGCGAGGUUUUACCAUCUACAGAUAACUUGUUUAACGUGAGGUAUUACCUAGACCAACUGAAUGUGGACUUGGAUGCUAAAAGUUGCACUUGUAGGAAAUGGGACAUGUUAGGUAUACCAUGUUGCCAUGCUAUUGCUUGCAUUUUCUUCUUAAACAAGGAAGCAGAGUCCUUUGUUGAUGCCUCUUACAAAAAGGAGAUGUAUUUGAAGGCUUAUGGUGGAUCAAUACCACCUUUGGAGGGGGAACGACAUUGGCCUAGGGCACUGUGCAUCAUAGACCCCCCGCCAAUCAAAAUAGGUCCUGGUAGGCCUAGGAUAAAACGGUUCAAAGGCCCUAGUGAAAACCCCAAGAAACCGGGAACUUUGUCAAGAGUUGGUAUGGAGAUGACUUGUAGUAUUUGUCAAACGAAAGGCCAUAAUAAGAGGAGGUGUCCAAAUAGAGAUAAUCCCGUUAUUAGGGAGCCAACAUCUAAAAGACCAAGAGGGAGGCCUAAGAAAGAUAAUUCAGCAACGAACAACCAAUCUGCAUCAAACAUGAUUUCAACGACAGUAACUGCCCAACCAUCUCAACUUGGAAGGAAUGGUAGACUGAUUCUAGGUGGAUUGGGUGCUAGAGAUGGCUCUCAAAUAGUUGGAAAGGGAAGAGGCUCACGUGGAAGGGGUCAAGGUGAUGAUGUUGGUGCAUUCGGAAGAGGCUCGAGUGGAAGGGGCCAAGGUGGUGGUUGUGCUGCAACUGGAAGGGGCAAAGGUAAAGGGAGAGGAAGGGGGAAGGGUAAAAACCAGGUGCCUGUAGGAGUUGGGGUCUACAUUGGUGCUGAUGGUACACCAUUCUCAAAUGUAAGUUGAUAAUCCUAGCUGCAGUGGAACCGCAAGGGUGCUAAAUGAGGCCCCUUUAAUUGGAACACGAGCAAGUCAAACGUAC
Spinacia oleracea (spinach) is the source of this 3019-nucleotide messenger RNA. RefSeq lists its product as uncharacterized. Gene Ontology annotation, molecular function: zinc ion binding. The transcript is spliced from 3 exons. NCBI's taxonomy places the organism in Eukaryota, Viridiplantae, Streptophyta, Magnoliopsida, Caryophyllales, Amaranthaceae. Bases 1 to 2943 code for a protein of 980 amino acids. The record is from RefSeq and is a predicted model, not a curated record.